Messenger RNA from Ruditapes philippinarum (Manila clam), 1277 nucleotides. Its product is annotated as thyroglobulin-like. The coding region runs from base 74 to 1171 and encodes 365 amino acids. Gene Ontology annotation, biological process: cell-matrix adhesion. Lineage: Eukaryota; Metazoa; Mollusca; Bivalvia; Venerida; Veneridae. The record is from RefSeq and is a predicted model, not a curated record. Gene Ontology annotation, cellular component: basement membrane. The transcript is spliced from 10 exons.
GAAACUAAAAACUUGUCAACAAUUUCGCUUAGGAUAUUCAAUUUUAUUGUCGCAACUAAUAACUGACAGAAACAUGUUAAAGUUAGUGGCGGUUUUGGCGCUUGUUGCCUGCAGCAAGGCGAUGAUCCAGUGCCCACAUAAUGCCUGUGACGCCUUGGAUUGUCCAGUAAUGGACGAUUGUAACGGAAGAGUUAAUGCUAACGGAGGCUGGUGUGGUUGCUGCGAUGCCUGUAUAACACAAAUUGCUGAAGGUGAGAACUGUAUGAGUACAAUGUUGCUUGGCGUUCCCUCAACCACAGAGUGCGCCGACGGACUCACAUGUGACGUUCACUCAAUGACAUGUAAAAAGGCCGCCGUGAGCCAAUCCGACGAUAGCAUUGCAAAUUCAAUCUGCUUAAGAAAGAAAGAGGAGAUAAGAAUGUCUAAAGAAAAUGGUCUCCCCUUGAUCGGUGUCAUGGAGCCUCAGUGUGACUCGAAUGGUGAAUAUGCACCGGCACAAUGCGAGGGAUCAGUCUGUUUCUGCGUUGAUGAUAUGGGAAUGGCCAUUGACGGCUACAAAUCUAGCAUCAGUGAACUAGCUAAUAUGGGAUGUCAAUGUGCCAGGGAUUUGGCUGCCUACAUGAAAUCCGGUUUAAUCGGAAAAUUAUUUUAUUGCGAUUCAAAUGGAAAUUAUCAGUCAGGUCAGGGACCCGAUGCCACCACCACUCAAAAACCAAUGUUAUCCGGAUCUCAAACCGGAACCGGAAGUCUCUUAACCGGUGUAUUGUCCGGAGGAAACAUCAUGCCUUCAGGCGAAUGUUCGAAAGAACUUAUGUCAGCUCAAGGAAGUAACUUGUUAGGAGCGUUUGUUCCAGAAUGUGAUGCGGAUGGCAAAUACGCACCAAGACAAUGUCAAGGUUCAGAGUGUUACUGUGUAAGGAAGGACGGAACUAAAAUUGAAGGAUACUCAUCCCCAAUAUCCAUGAAAGAUCACGUGACAUGCCAGUGUGCACGUGACAAAGACUCAUAUGAAGCAUUAGGGUUAAUUGGCCGUAUUCACACGUGCCGAGGUAACGGUAAUUACCAACAGUACCAGUGUCUGGGCUCUGUAUGUUACUGUACUGAUGAUUCUGGAACCAGACUCGGGGACCAGUCUGUAUCCAUUGGAAACAUAAAUGAUCUGAAAUGUUAGGUAUCAACAACAUAGUGCAUACGACAAAUAAUACAGAUCUGCCGUUUUAUUGUUGUAUUUUUUAUAAUUGAUUAUUUUUUGUACUAUAAUAAACAUGUAAAACACA